Toxorhynchites rutilus septentrionalis is the source of this 3646-nucleotide messenger RNA. RefSeq names its product bumetanide-sensitive sodium-(potassium)-chloride cotransporter-like. Gene Ontology annotation, biological process: potassium ion import across plasma membrane; chloride ion homeostasis; chloride transmembrane transport. Gene Ontology annotation, molecular function: sodium:potassium:chloride symporter activity. Gene Ontology annotation, cellular component: membrane. Bases 398 to 3526 code for a protein of 1042 amino acids. Lineage: Eukaryota; Metazoa; Arthropoda; Insecta; Diptera; Culicidae. The transcript is spliced from 10 exons. The record is from RefSeq and is a predicted model, not a curated record.
UUACACCUCAUUCCCUGCACCACAUCAGAAUCUAUAAAACGAAGUGGCCACUAAUGUCGCUUUCCACAGUUGGUUGGCUGCUGGCGGUUGUCAGUUAUUUCAAAUCUGAGCGGCGUUCUAUUCGACCCAGAAUAAUUUCUAUGAGGCGAUAAGAAAGGAUCUGAUCAUUCAUCUGUGAUACAUUGCAUUAUUAAUAUCUUCUCAAGUGAUGCAAAAAAAUGCACACGGUUAAACAGAUAACACAAGUGAGGUGAUUGUGCAGUUUAAUGACAUGUUCAAUAUGUGGUUUACGUUCUCUGGUUAGUUGUUAUGACACGGAUUUCUCCCUCGAAUCAUACAGCAACUGAGUCUGCAAAGAUUGCUCAUAUCUUCUUAAUCGUUUUGACAUUCAAUCGCAAUGAAAGCCGAUCGUUUCUCGAUAACUCGCAUCAGCAACCACAUUCUUGGGAGAAAAAAGAACGGCAAUCAGUCGAUAGCAACUUUCACGAUUACGGGCGAAAACUCAACGGAUGGCAAUGCUGUAGAUUUUGAUCAUCAGGCCGAUUCCUCCAUCGGAUCAGACUGCAAUGGGCGACGAUACAGUCAUUUCACGAGAGAACCCUUGCCGCGGCUUGAAUAUUACCGCACGUCCAAGCGAGGCUUGAAACGACCAUCGAUAGGGGAGCUACAUGGAGAUCUGGAUAGAAAAUCAGUAUCGAAAGAAACAGAUGAUAAUCCAGUCGCCAUCGGUCAUGGAAUCAAGCUAGGAUGGAUAGAAGGUGUGCUGAUACCCUGCCUACUAAACAUCUGGGGAGUGAUGCUUUUCCUGCGGCUUAGUUGGGUAGUGUCACAAGCUGGCAUCAUCCAAACUCUUAUAAUCAUUGGAGUUUCCUAUCUGGUUUGCGUUAUAACCGCAACAUCGCUAUCCGCUAUUUGCACUAAUGGGCAGGUUAAGGGUGGUGGCAUAUACUAUUUGAUCUCACGUUCACUCGGACCAGAGUUUGGAGCUUCCGUGGGAAUUGUGUUUGCGUUUGCGAAUUCAGUUCAAGCCUCCCUAAAUACUAUCGGUUUCUGCAAUUCAUUGAACGAUCUUCUAAAAUCAUUUGGAGUCAAAAUCGUUGAUGGUGGUGUGAAUGAUGUUCGAAUCGUUGGAACUGUCGCAAUCAUCGUCAUGGUUAUCGUCUGUGCUGUAGGGAUGGAAUGGGAAGCGAAAGCGCAAAAUUUCCUAAUCGUCACUAUCGUGAUCGCCAUUUUCAACUUUCUCAUAGGAGUUAGCUUUGGACCGCAAAAUAGCGAGGAGGUGGCUCGUGGAUUUAUGGGAUUCUCAAUGGACGUAUUCAAAGCGAAUUUGAAACCCGAUUAUCGAUACAGCGAGAACAUGGAUCAAUCGUUUUUCACAGUAUUCGCCAUUUUCUUCCCAAGUGUAACUGGUGUACAAGCCGGUGCCAACAUUUGCGGUGACCUGAAAGAUCCCGCAACAGCUAUUCCAAAGGGAACAUUACUAGCUCUGGUCAUUUCAGCAAUAUCCUACGUAACAUUCGUUUUCUUCGCUGGGGCAGCAGCGGUUCGUGAUGCCUCCGGAAAUGUUACCGAUUUGCUAAAUGAAACGUUUGCUUCAUGCGCUGUUGAAAACAACUGUUCUUAUGGGCUUCACAACGAUUACACCGCAAUGCAGCUGAUGUCUAUUUCCAGUGCCGUCAUUUACGCUGGAUGUUUUGCUGCGACACUGAGUACAGCGUUGACUAAUCUGCUUUCCGUGCCCAGAAUUAUACAAGCAUUGGGUAUCGAUCGAAUCUAUCCGGGUUUGAUUUUUUUCUCCAGAGGAUACGGAAAACACGGUGAACCCUAUCGUGGAUACGCGCUGGUUCUAGUUGUAUCUGUAUUAUUCGUUCUGAUCGCCGAUAUAAACGCAAUCGCUCCGUUAAUAUCCAACUUCUAUCUUGCAUCAUAUGCCCUCAUCAAUUUCUGCACUUUUCACGCCGCCACUGUUAAACCACUCGGUUGGCGUCCAACAUUCCGUUUCUAUCAUCCAUGGCUAAGUCUGGUAGGAUCUAUUCUUUGUAUCGCCAUCAUGUUCCAGCUAGCCUACACAUUCACCAUCAUCACGAUCGUCGUCAUAUUCAUUCUUUACUUGAUAGUGAUCUAUCGGAAACCCGAUGUAAACUGGGGUUCCAGUACGCAAGAGCAAACGUACAAAAGCGCGCUGUCAUCCACUCUGAAGUUACAAACCAUCGGAGAUCAUGUAAAAAAUUACCAUCCAUCGAUUCUCGUUUUGGCAGGGAACCCAAUGAAUCGACCGCCUCUGAUAGAUCUAGCAAAUCUAAUCACAAAAAACCACUCUCUCAUGAUAGUAGGAGACAUAAUAAAGGAACGACUAUCACAUCGAAAGCGACAGGAACUAACUUCUGAGUGUACAAAGUUCUUGGAAGUGCGUAAAAUUCGUGGUUUCUAUCAACCCAUCGAUGGUCUCUCAUUCGAAGAAGGUGUCCAUGCAUUGAUCCAGACAUCUGGUGUCGGAAAACUUUCCCCCAAUAUCGUUUUGAUGGGCUACAAAUCGGACUGGAUGUCGUGUCCUGUGAAGGAUCUGCUGACUUAUUAUAACGUGUUACAUGACUCGUUCGACUGCCGAAUGGCUUUGGCAAUUCUACGUUUGCCCAACGGUUUGGAUUUCUCUCACCUAAACACGGAAAUCGUGUCCUCUCCAGGAGGUUUGCCAGAUUUCAGUGGAAGCCACAUCAAUUUGCAAACGAUCUCUACAAUCAUCGCCGAUGAUGGGCUUACAGUCCCACAGAAAUUAAUGCACGUGGAUUCGAAUUUCAGUUUGGAUUUACUAGCUGGUAGCAAUAACACCACACCAACCACCACCUCACAACAACCAGCUCCUAUUCCAAAUCAAUACAAGGUUCAAGAAUCGCGAGAUAGUAUUAUUUAUUCCACACGAGGAGGAUCGUGUGUUCCUAAGGAAAUUUUAGACCGUCUAGGCAUUUUCCAGCGGAAGCAACCCAAAGGUACAAUCGAUGUCUGGUGGCUUUACGACGAUGGUGGUCUCACUAUGCUAGUCCCAUACAUUAUAUCAAUGAGAUCCAAAUGGUCUCGCUGUAAAAUUCGUGUUUUCGCCCUCACCAAUCGUCAGAUGGAUUUGGAAGCGGAAGAAAGGAACAUGGCCAACCUCCUCAUGAAACUGCGUAUUGAUUACUCCUCACUGACAAUGCUACAAGGGGUCAUGGACCAUCCACAUCCGGAUACUGUCUGUAUGCAUAAUCAUUUGCUGCAGCAUUUCACGGAAAAUGACGGUACCCAGAUCCCGAUCAGCGAAAACGAGCGCCUCGCACUGCAGGAGAAAACUAACCGGCAAUUACGGUUACGUGAAAUGGUCCUCGAGUACUCCAAUAGUGCAAACUUAAUCGUUAUGUCGAUGCCAAUGCCGCGAUUGGGUACCGUUUCCGCGCCACUGUAUAUGUCAUGGUUGGAAAUGCUAACAAAAGAUAUGCCUCCGUUUCUGCUGGUCCGUGGGAAUCAAACAUCUGUACUUACUUUCUACUCUUAAGUUGUUCAAGCGUGAAUUUGUUAUGAUUAGUAUUACAUAGUUAUUAUAAAAAAUGUAAAUUUAGAUGCAGAUAAAAACAGUGGUUCAUUAAAGUUCUCCUUAACUCUUAACCCUUUAGAA